Messenger RNA from Prorocentrum cordatum, 495 nucleotides. NCBI's taxonomy places the organism in Eukaryota, Dinophyceae, Prorocentrales, Prorocentraceae. The record is from the annotation of a GenBank genome assembly.
AUGUGGCAUCCUUGGCGCGGGCGGCGCUGUGGACCUUUCCUGCGCAUGGGCGGCUUCGGGGCCACCUCGUCUCCUACGCCGCCGCGCGGCCUCUCUGGCACACCCUCGACAUGCUGCGGACGGGCGCCGCUUGCCCGAGCUUCUGGCAGGCCCCCGCCUUCGUCGACACUAUGGCUGAUGCAGUUGCUGGUGUGGCGCCCUCUCGGGGUGCAGUGGCUCCCCUUCCUCAUGCGGUCUCGGCGGCGCGUGCUGAGAUUGCUGAAGCUGCUGAUCGCCGCCCUCGGCCUCGACGUGCUGCUCGUCGCGCGCUGCGUGGGCUUGCUCUACUCGAUGCACCGCUGCUGCGGCUCCUCGCUUUCCGGCUGGGUAAGCUCCUUGGCCAGCGGCGCUCCGCCAUCUCCGCCUUCGGCUGGGCCCAGGUGCGUUCGCUGCUCGCCCGAUGCCCGCGCUCGCGGUCUUGGGCGGUGCUCAGAAGCUGGGCGGGCGGAUGGCUAA